Zonotrichia albicollis (white-throated sparrow) is the source of this 573-nucleotide messenger RNA. RefSeq names its product TNF superfamily member 4 (gene TNFSF4). The record is from RefSeq and is a predicted model, not a curated record. Gene Ontology annotation, molecular function: protein binding. Lineage: Eukaryota; Metazoa; Chordata; Aves; Passeriformes; Passerellidae.
AUGGACGGACAGACGGACGCUGAGCCGGGGCAGCAGCUGGAGCAGCCGAGGGAGGCAGCAGAGCAGGAGGGGAGGCUGUGGCAGGGAGGGCAGGCCAGGAGCUCGCUGCACCUCAUCUCUGCCCUGGCUCAGUGGGUUCUGCUGCUCGCCUGCCUCAUCUACCUGGGAGUGCAUUUCCUGCGGCCCUCCAAGCCCCAGAGCGACAAAGUGCUGUGGACCCACAUCCGAUACUCAGGCAGGACCACCAGGGGAGCAGCCGUGAACCUCUCAGCAGAAUCGGGGCCCAUCCAGAUCCGGAACGGCUCCGUCCUUGUCCCUUGUGACGGCCUCUACCUGCUGUCCCUCAGGGGCACCGUCAUCCUGGAGAAGGAGGAGAACUGGCUGAACCUGACCCUGCAGGGCAGCAGCAGCGUCCUGUGGGAGCAGAUUGUGCAGGGCAGCGAGAGCACAGUGAACCUCACCACGGUGCUCUACCUGUUUGAGCAGAACAGCAUCACGCUGUGGACCAGCUCCAACGCCACCCUCUGGGACCUGACCCUCAGCCUGGUGUUAGUGGCUGACAGCAAGUCCUAG